AUGGCGCCUAAUAGCCGUAUUGACCCCACAGUUAAACCUUCGCCGUUCGCGGCUCAUCGUCCCCCAACAUUCAAGACCCUGACACCGACCUCGCGCACCCAGCUGAAGCAGCAGUUGAUGCGAGAGCAUGCACAGGAGCAACUACGCAGGGAGUCUCUACAGACACAGCAGGGACAGUCGAAGGAGAAUGGGGAGGACAAGAAGAAAUCGAUUCCGACGGACGUGCCCCGUAUUACGCCGAAUGUUGAGCUUCCGCCUCAGGUGUUGCAGGUGCGAACGGUUCUGGAGAACCCCACCAGGUAUCACGUGAUCCAGAAGCAGAAGAGCCAAGUGCGCCAGUACCUCAGCGAGUCGUUCCAACCGCAAACACAGGAACACUCGUUUACAAGUAAAAAACUGCAGGUUGCAGCGAACACUAGGCCCGGUGCCGUCCAGUCGGCGCCGGAGAUCUGCGCUUCGCCGGAACGCACCUCCACCUCUAGUCUACUCAGUCCUGGACUGUGCGCAUCCACCGCGCACACCUCGGAGACGGAUGAGUUCCUGGAGGACAUCCUAUCCCUGGACAGCGGCGCUGCCCGUUCGUCUUCAGGGCCUCCUUCCGCCGCCAGCUCAGUCGCCGGCGACUGUUCCCUCCUCACUGACGCCGACAUGCACGCCCUUGCAAAGGACCGCCAGAAAAAGGACAACCACAACAUGAUCGAGAGGCGUCGCAGGUUCAACAUAAACGACAGGAUCAAGGAAUUGGGUACUCUACUCCCGAAGACCAACGACCCGUUCUACGAGGUGAUCAGGGACGUGAGGCCAAACAAGGGGACGAUACUGAAGAGCAGCGUUGACUACAUAAAGUGCCUGAGGGACGAGGUGAACAGGCUUAAACAGAGCGAACAGAGAAGGAAGCAGAUAGAACUCCACAACAGGAAGCUGAUGCUCAGGAUACAGGAGUUGGAGAGGUUGGCGCGAGUCCACGGCCUGCCCCUCAAUGGCGAGAGCUGGCCCAACGAAGAGACCCCAGAGCCAGCUCCUCACACACCAACGGCUACUUCCGCACCGGAGGUGGUCCUCCCCAAGCGCGAGCCCGCUCCGCCCAUGGAGCUGGGCGAGGCGGGCGCGCCAGAGGAGGCGGCGGAUGCGGAAGCGGAAACGGAAGCGGGCGCCCUGCUCGGAGAUCUGCCCCCACCCGACUGCUUACCGCCUCUCGACGCGCUGGACGGCCUCAAACUGGGCUCCUGCUCGCCCCUAGGGCGCGAGGGCCUUUCGGAAGGCCUAUCGGAGGGCCUGCCCGAAGGCCUAUCGGACAGUCUGCCCGAGGGCCUGGCGGACAGUCUGCCCGAAGGCCUCUCGGAGGGCCUGUCCGAAGGCCUGGAAGAGGGCCUAUCACUCGGCUGCCUCGCGCCGGGCCUCUGCCUCGACCCGCCGCCCGACAUUUUCGACCACAAGGACGUCAAGAUGCGGCUGUCGCCACCCCCACCCCUGCUGGCCCACAUCGAGGACCUCAUGGACGACGACUCGCACAACCCUGUGACGUCAGGUGACCCGAUGCUGUGUUCGUCUCCCACCUCGCUGGGCCUCUGCGAGUCGGCGCUGAUGUCUGACGCCCACAACUUCGCGCACCAUCACGGGUCUGCCCUGCUCGGCGAGGGUCUGGGGCUGGGCACCUCGCUGUCCCUGGGCGACAGCUGCCUCCCGGGCCUGCUGUUGGGCCACCACCACCACCACCACGCGCCCCACUCGCCGCGCUCCCACUCGCGCCCGUCCUGCUUCGACAUGGACCUGGGCGCC
Messenger RNA from Iphiclides podalirius (scarce swallowtail), 1779 nucleotides. The record is from the annotation of a GenBank genome assembly. NCBI's taxonomy places the organism in Eukaryota, Metazoa, Arthropoda, Insecta, Lepidoptera, Papilionidae.